Molecule: messenger RNA, 2406 nt
Organism: Pimephales promelas (fathead minnow)
Lineage: Eukaryota; Metazoa; Chordata; Actinopteri; Cypriniformes; Leuciscidae
Gene: marveld2a
Product: MARVEL domain containing 2a
Biological process (GO): bicellular tight junction assembly
Cellular component (GO): cytoplasmic vesicle; apical plasma membrane; bicellular tight junction
Source: RefSeq, a predicted model, not a curated record
GGCUGCGUCACGUGGUACAACUUUCCAAACCUGUGUGUGUUUCCCGAAAAAAAGUGCAGAGAAACAAAAACCCCUUUGAUAGCGGAAAAGGCCUUUGAAUUCACAUUUAUCCAAUGAAGUUUUGCACACUGAACUCGAGGCCAAUGUAAACUAUGCUUAAGGAAGAACGUAACAUGGAGAUUGUUGUUUUCCUUAUUUCAUGCUGUUGACUCAGAGGAUAAUCGCAUUCUUCAUUCGGCAUUGUGCCUGAAACAUGCCCCACUACAACGACGUUCCCACAGGAUCGCUUCCGAGUCUUCUCGGCUUGGACGAUCACAGGGCGUCUGAGUCUUUACGGUCCGAACCUUUUCCACCACCUCCCCUACCGGACCAACCACCAAUAGGCCCAAUUGAUCUCAGUGGAAGCGACAACGAGGACUCUGCCAUCGACAUCAAACCCGUCCACCGCUUCAUCCCAGACUCAUGGAAGAACUUCUUCAGGUCCAGCAGCAGAAGCAGCAAGUUGAAGUCAAUGUUGGGGUCGAGCAGCAAGAACGCCACCACUGACGGUGUUCGCUGUUCUCCUCCGCACUCUCCGUCAGUUCCCGGCUCUUACCGCGACCCGUACGGCGGAUCCGGAGGCAGUUAUAACUCACGUAAAGAGCGUGAAGCAAUGCUGCUGGGCAACCCUGUGGAAUCCAUUGACGGUCGUACGGUGCACACAGCUUUGACGUACAGUGAAAAAGUCGAGGAAUACAACCAGCGCUACGACUACAUGAAGUCUUGGGCUGGACUUUUACGUAUUCUUGGUUGCGUUGAGCUGCUUCUGGGGGCAGCCAUUUUUGCAUGCGUAUGUGCUUACAUUCAUAAAGACAAUGAGUGGUAUAACAUGUUCGGAUACUCGCAACCUGGUGGAGCUUACGGGGGAUCCUACGGAGGCUCUUAUGGAGGAUCUUACGGAGGCGGUUACGGCGGUGCCUACUACACUGGACCCAAGACGCCAUUCAUACUAGUGGUGGCGGGAUUGGCAUGGAUAGUGACCGUUAUCAUGCUAGUCUUGGGAAUGACCAUGUAUUAUCGAACUAUCCUUUUAGACUCAAAUUGGUGGCCGUUGACGGAGUUCUUCAUAAACUUGGCUCUUGCGCUGCUGUUUUUGGCGGCUGGCUGCGUGUACGUGAAUGACACCCUACGAGGUGGACUCUGCAGCUAUCAGGUCUUCAAUAAUGGCAUUAAUGGUGCUUUCUGUCGCACGGAGGCUGGACAGACGGCGGCUAUCAUUUUCCUGUUCUUCAUCAUGAUUGUGUACUUGAUCGGAGCCAUGGUGUGUCUGAAACUGUGGCGGCACGAGGCAGCUCGAAGACAACGAGAACGGCAUGGGCAGGAGAUGCUGCCAAGAGAUUCUCCUGAUGCUGUGCGUUUGGUUGUUGAUGGAUCAAGGGAGCCAAUGUCUGUGUCAGCGCCGGUACAGCACACACACACUGCCGCCCCUGGCGUCUCCAAGCCCAAAGUUAUGAAAGGGCAUAUUCCAGCCGGACACACUCCUAAACCUGUGAUCAUGCCAGACUACAUUGCUAAAUAUCCAGCCAUUCGAACCGAUGAGCAGCGAGACCAAUAUAAAGCCGUGUUUAAUGACCAAUAUUCUGAGUAUAAAGAGCUCCAUGCUGAAGUUCAAGUGAUAUUGAAGAAGUUCGAUGAAAUGGAUGUUAUGAUGCAGAAUUUACCGCAAAACCCCACCAACCACAUGGAGCGUGACCGCAUCAACAAAAUCCUGCAGGAAUAUCAGAGAAAGAAGAUGGAUCCCUCAUUUCUAGAGAAGAAGGAGAGAUGUGAGUAUCUGAAGAACAAACUGUCCCAUAUCAAGCAGAGGAUUCACGAGUACGACAAGGUCAUGGGCUGGAACGACGGUUACGGCUGAAGCGGCUCAAACCUGCUGUCAUGGUCCUUCAUUUUCCACUGAACAUGUGCCCACUGCGUCUGCAGAGCCUCGCUGGUCUGGAUGGUCGUUUAUAUUAAAAAAUAAUGAAAUUAGAGAUGGAUAACUUGCAUGCUCUUAAUGUACGCUUUAAACACUGACUGAAAAUACUUUCUUUUCACGUUGUAUUUCAUAAUGCUGAAAAAGUGCAUGAUGUUUAAAGAAAUGUUUCAUAUUUUGUAUCUAUGCAGAAAUGCUGUUUUUAUCCGUUCAUUUGAAUGAUUUUAUGCACUGUACUAUUUUUUUUUUGUGCUACUGUUUUAAACUGUGUUUCGAUCUGUAUAACAACAGCCUGUCGCCCUGUCCUCAUAUUUUCUGUGUUGCAAAUGCAUUUUGAUGAGUUGAAUCUGUGAUUUAUACUGUAAAGCAUGAAAAGUCAAAGCAUUUCAUACAGAUUUGUUGUAAUUUAGUUUAUCUUUGAAUAAAAAAAGUCCAGCCGGGAGGCAAUUUAGACA